Rhododendron vialii is the source of this 1720-nucleotide messenger RNA. RefSeq lists its product as uncharacterized. NCBI's taxonomy places the organism in Eukaryota, Viridiplantae, Streptophyta, Magnoliopsida, Ericales, Ericaceae. The coding region runs from base 229 to 1374 and encodes 381 amino acids. The record is from RefSeq and is a predicted model, not a curated record. The transcript has 3 exons.
CAGGGACUGAAGGACUGCCCACUGCUCCCCCCUCCGAUUGGCAUUCGAAAGGUUCAUUGAAGGACUGCUCACUGCUCCCCCUCCGAUUGGCAUUCGAAAGGGAUGAACCCUAAUCGAACCAGUGCUAAGGAUUCUUCCAAACAAUCUCAAAGACUCAGAAAACCCCAUCAUCUUUCUCCACUCUUUGCAAGGCUUCGUGUAUUUUCCUUUCGAUUUUGGACAGUAUAAAUGGGUAGGAAGAAAAUAAGGUCGACAAUUGAUGAGAUACCAAAACAAAGGCUAAAUUUGAGAAGUGGAAGAUAUGAAAUGAAUCUCCCAGAAGAAGAUUUCAAGAAAAAAGCUGCAGCAUAUUCGUUGAAGAAGCGAUUUGCAGAUGGGAAGAAAAGAAAAAACACAGGCUUUACAGCUAUGCAGUCUCGUUUUAACAAGAUCAAGGAGAGCAAUGGCGAUGGACAGCAAUACUCUCAUGAUUCGGAUGUCAUGAAGCAAUCGCGUGGUUCUGGAGAUGAGCUCAAUAGCCCUGUGAUUGUCCGUUGUGUUAAAUCUGGUGAUGUGGAGAUGGUCAAAGAGAUAAACGGUGUGGUUUAUCUAAAAGAACACUCAGGAGAAGAGGUGAGAUUAGAUCCAGCUAUACUCUUUGCCGAUGUUAGUGAGGCAGAUAGGUCAAGGCUUUUGAAAGUUUUUGUGCAAAGGCCAGAUACAUUCAUGCGCAUGGGAAGUCUCGGCUCUUUCUUUGUCCGCUUUGCCUUGGAGUCUUUCAGUCGAUUGUGGGGUAUGCUUGAGAGCACAAAGAUAGGAGAUUUGAGCGAAGAAGAGCUUGAUGAUUUAUUGAAGUCAUUUGGGGAUAUGCAGCGGUGCUUGAUCAAGACUGAUUGGCUUGAGGCUAGAUUGAAGAGGAUGGGGAGAUUGAAGAAAGCUAAGCUGGAGGGAAUUAACAAACUGAAGACAAUUAACACCGAACGGGAGAAGGCCAGGGCAGAGAUAGUGGAGUUGAAGGUAUUACUCUCCAAAGCAGAGGAGGAAAAACACAAGCUGGAUGAGGCGGCUCAGGCACUUGGUGCUAAAUCCGAGGAAGAUAUUUCUUUGGAGUGGAGUGUUGUUGAGAGCUUGUUUGCGGGGAGGAAGAUAUGCGAUAAGCAUGCAGGGGUUGUGCAGAACCUUGUCAAGAAACGGAACAGAGGGGAGGGUGGAGAAGAAGGAUGGCUGGGGGAGCAGCAAAAGGACAAGCAAAAUGGGAGAAGGAGAAUUGAAGGGAUACGCUUUGCAGGACGAGAACACUAUGUAGAGGGUGCCUCUAGUAGUGAGAAUUUUUCAGAGCUCGUGUUGAUGGCUGGGGGAAAACCUGUUGCGGUGCUUAUUCGCUAUUCAGUUUGAGUCUGAAGCAUGAACCCCUCUCUUAUUCUGGUGUCGCACAUUAUUCACUCUGCGAACAUGUGUCCGACAGUCAAAUCCGAAGUGGACAUGCCACAAUGCAUUAUUACACGCUAGGGUGUCAAGCGGAACCAAAGGUGUAACACGGUCUUAGGUUGAACUUAAUCCCAAAAGCUAGCUAAUGAAGUGAACUUAAUCCCUCACGCUUUUAUAUGUCAUACUACUUUGGAUCUUAGGCGAUGAGGUACUUUCCUUCAACACAGACUCCCAUGGAACUUUAAGAUACUUUUGUUUGUGUAUAAUGGAUGAUGGCUAAUAGAGUAAUGGCAAAUGCAUAAUAUGUUUAUAA